AUGAAGCUGACCGCUUUCGCCUGCGGGCUUCUUGCCUGUCUUGUCAACCAAGUGGCGGCGACGGCUCUGACGUACAAGCUCGGCGCGCAAGAAAAGGCGUGCUUCUACACCACCACUGUCAAGCCCGAGGAGAAGAUUGCUUUCUAUUUCGCUGUCCAAUCGGGUGGAGCGUUCGAUGUCGAUUAUAUCGUGACAGGCCCCGGUGGAAAGGUCAUCCUCGACGGCGAAAAGGAGAGGCAAGGUGAUUACGUAUUCACUGCCCAACAGCAAGGCGAAUACGAGUUCUGCUUCAACAAUGAAAUGAGUACCUUUGCCGAGAAAUUCGUCGACUUUGAAAUCGCAGUUGAGAACGAGAAGCGUGCCGAACUGCCCUCGAAGCAAGGUAGCACACCCGAACAAACAUCUGUACUCGAGGAGUCCGUCUUCAAGCUCUCCAGCAGACUCUCUACCAUCUCCAGGGGCCAGAAAUACUUUCGCACGAGGGAAAAUCGCAACUUCGCCACUGUCCGAAGCACCGAGGCCAGGAUUAUCAAUUUCAGCAUGAUUCAAUGCAUCCUCAUUGCUUUGAUGGGAGCCCUGCAGGUCUUCGUUGUCCGAUUUUUCUUCCAGGGCGCGCGUAAGGGCUACGUAUAG
This is a messenger RNA of Sodiomyces alkalinus F11, 633 nucleotides long. Its product is annotated as ERP3 protein. Gene Ontology annotation, cellular component: endoplasmic reticulum-Golgi intermediate compartment; Golgi apparatus; endoplasmic reticulum. The coding region runs from base 1 to 633 and encodes 210 amino acids. The record is from RefSeq and is a predicted model, not a curated record. NCBI's taxonomy places the organism in Eukaryota, Fungi, Ascomycota, Sordariomycetes, Glomerellales, Plectosphaerellaceae. The transcript has 3 exons. Gene Ontology annotation, biological process: Golgi organization; protein retention in ER lumen; intracellular protein transport.